AUGAGGGGCCUCCACGGGGUGCAGAGGACGGACGGGAGAGGGGCCACCAGAGGGACACUUCAGGCCCGCAGCCUGAUAUUUGGGAGCCCCGGCCUGCCGGGGGAAGGGGUGCAGCCCCUCAGUAAGGGGCUGACGGUGCCCCCCGCCCACCCCUGCCCGCCAGGCCUGCUGUGGCAGCUGCGGCCCAGUGACGUGGAGGUGGAGCUCCUGGCGCACACGAGGCGAGUGGUGAGCCGCGACCUGGAGGACGAGACGGGGCUGCACACAGGCUGGAUCCAGAACGGGGGCCUGUUCAUCGCGUCCAGCCGGCAGCGUCUGGAUGAAUACAAGAGGCUCAUGUCGUUAGGCAAGGUCUAUGGCAUCGAGUCCCACGUGCUGAGCCCGGGAGAAACCAAGGCUUUGUAUCCGCUGAUGAACGUGGAGGACCUCUACGGGACCCUGUACGUGCCGCACGACGGUACCAUGGACCCCGCCGGCACCUGCACCAGCCUCGCCCGGGCCGCCACCGCCCGGGGAGCGCAGGUCAUCGAGAACUGCCCGGUGACCGGGAUCCGUGUGCGGACAGAUGAUUUCGGGGUGCGGCGGGUCGCAGCUGUGGAGACAGAGUUCGGCUGCAUCCAGACCCCCUGUGUGGUCAAUUGUGCAGGAGUGUGGGCGGGCGCCGUGGGCCGGAUGGCCGGCGUCAAGGUCCCGCUGGUGGCCAUGCACCACGCCUACGUCGUCACCGAGCGCAUCGAGGGCAUCCAGAACAUGCCCAACGUCCGCGACCACGACGCCUCUGUCUACCUCCGCCUGCAGGGGGACGCCUUGUCUGUGGGUGGCUACGAGACCAACCCCAUCUUCUGGGAGGAGCCCUUAAGAACCUGGCAUGCAGGCAGAUACAGACGUGGGGCAGGCGGAGGGCUGGCCUCAAAGCAGCAGAAGUCAGAGGGUGCAGAAUAUACAGUGGGGACUCCAGCAGAUGAUGAAGGCGUGCCGGGGCUGCUCUCCGGGCAGCUUCUGGGGUUCAUCCAGACCCAGCACCCUUCUCCGCACCCUCAGCCACCUCAGCCACGUGACAGACGUAAGCUCGUGGGGGGCAGUCGUCUGCCCCGGGCCCCCAGCCAUGCCUCCUCCCGCCCACCUCGCGUGAGCCCCGCUGGGGGCCCGCUGGGGCCCAGUCCCCGCUUGAACUCGGCGCUUCAGCUGUCCCCAGGAUUGCUGGGCUGCAGGACGCGUGACCCAGACAGCUCAGCUUCUGAGUGCCCGUCCUGGGGCCUGCCGCAGAUGUUCAAAGUGUUGUGUCGGGGUCACUCAGAGCUCGGCGGGGAGAGGGGCCCGCUCCGUGACCGGGCCUGGGGCAGGGUCGUCCUGGGCUACGUGUGGCACGGGUCAGGGCUUGCGGGGGCCCCGAGACAUCACUGGCGCCUCAUCUGGGCCAGAGGCAGGCUCUUGCCGCUGGCAGGGCAGACCCAGGGCGGCGGGGAAGGCGCUCUGACAGGAGUCACUGCCCUCUUGGGAGACCCCACCCAGGAGCAUGUGGCCGGGAGGGACCCUCAGGCUCCCCGCUCCCUUUCAGAGUCAUUCACCCCGGACCACAAGCCCCUGAUGGGGGAGGCGCCCGAGCUCCGCGGGUUCUUCCUGGGCUGCGGCUUCAACAGUGCAGGGAUGAUGCUGGGCGGUGGCUGUGGGCAGCAGCUGGCCUCCUGGAUCGUCCACGGGCGCCCCGAGAAGGACAUGCACAGCUAUGACAUCAGGCGCUUCCACCGCUCGCUCACGGACCACAGCCGGUGGAUCCGCGAGCGCAGCCACGAGGCCUAUGCCAAGAACUACUCCGUCGUCUUCCCCCACGACGAGCCUCUGGCCGGACGCAACAUGCGGACAGACCCCCUGCAUGAGGUACCCCAGCCCCACACGCCUCCUCUGGGCUGGCUGCGGCACUCUCGGGGGGUCCUGGGUGUGGGGCGACAGCGUGCACGCGGCACCCCGGCUGCAGGGCACAUGAGGUAUCGAGGCGGCUGGUUCGCUCCCGGCAUCUGA
Molecule: messenger RNA, 2019 nt
Organism: Odocoileus virginianus texanus
Lineage: Eukaryota; Metazoa; Chordata; Mammalia; Artiodactyla; Cervidae
Source: RefSeq, a predicted model, not a curated record